Molecule: messenger RNA, 1218 nt
Organism: Hyaloscypha bicolor E
Lineage: Eukaryota; Fungi; Ascomycota; Leotiomycetes; Helotiales; Hyaloscyphaceae
Product: PR-1-like protein
Exons: 3
Coding region: 363-1046 (227 amino acids)
Cellular component (GO): extracellular region
Source: RefSeq, a predicted model, not a curated record
CCGAAGCAAGAAACAGCCUCAAAGAUGACCAUCGUCGGCGUCCCGUGAGCUUCAAUAUGCACACAGCCUCUCUCUUCAGCGAAUUGGAUCUCAGCAGGCAAGCAGGUAGGCCUCGGGAUGCAGGGACUCCAAGAUCUGACCUUUGUUUCGGGUCCCUUCCGGAUUCACCUUUGUCCCCGCCUUCGAACGCUUCUUUCUUUCGUCUGAACUUUAGCUCUCUCAAGCUCUAUACCUCCUUCCAUGCCCCAUACUACUCUUCAACAACUGGAUCCUUGAUACUGUAUUCAUUCAACAACCAUUCUCAGUUACCACGGACACACUAAAUACGUAUGUGAGAGGCUACACACAUCACCUUCCUCACGAUGCAUCUCCUUCCAACGAGCACCGCGCUCCUGCUCUCCGCCGGCACAGCACUCGCAUCAGUGUCAACGAUCGUCGUCACGCAAUCAGCACCUCCGGCACCAACCAGCACGAGCUACACGAGCGACCAAGGCUUCCAGAACGACAUCCUUGCAGCGACGAACUUCUACCGCAGCGAGCACGGCGUCGCAGCCGUGACCUGGAAUGCCACGAGUGCGAAGUACGCCGUGAACUGGAGCUCCAAGUGCAAUUUUGCGCACAGCGGCGGGCCUACCGGCGAGAACCUCGCAGCGGGCUACGUGAAUGCUAGUGCAGCGGUCGACGCGUGGGGCCUCGAGCGAGAGCAGUAUAAUUGGGGCAAGCCGGGAUUCGGCGAGGCGACGGGACACUUCACGCAGUUGGUUUGGAGCAAUACUACGAGUGUUGGCUGUGGCAGGACGAAUUGUGCGAACAAGAAUAAGACUCCGGGUUGGUACGUUGUCUGCGAGUACUAUCCUCCAGGCAACAUUGUAGGUGACAACAACCAGUACUUCAUCGAUAAUGUUCCGAAGCAAGUCAAGGGAAAGCCCUCAGAUACUGUGGAAAGUGGUGUUGUCACGAGUGUUGGCAGUAGCUGGCGAGAUGUUAGAUGGGGCGCUGGUGUGUUGGGUAUUGCAGGGGUCGUGGGAUUCUACAUGACUUGCUGAAUGUAUCACAAAGAGUACGAACAUUGACGACGUGAUGAGGAUUGAUACCCUGUAUGAAUAACUUGAUUGUACCAGAAGAGUUUAGACAAUGAAAAAAAACUCAUUAUUAUACCAGAAGAAGUAGGAUAAUGGAACUUCGUUUCAAUCACGAAGUCAUUUCAGAUCACUCCAG